AUGGACAAGAUCCUGAAAGCAUCAUUUGUAGUCCUAGCCCUUCACCCAGCCUGGGUGAGUGGCCAGCAGGGGAGACGUGACCAGCAGCAAGUGAGACAAAGUCCCCAAUCUCUGACAGUCUGGGGAGGAGGGACUUCAGUUCUGAACUGCACUUAUGAGAACAGUGCAUUUGACUACUUCCCAUGGUACAGGCAGUUCCCUGGAGAAGGCCCUGCGCUCCUGAUAGCCAUACUUUCAGUGUCUAAUAAAAUGGAAGAUGGAAGAUUCACAGUCUUCUUGAGUAAAAGGGACAAACAGCUCUCCUUGCACAUCACAGAUUCUCAGCCUGGAGACUCAGCCACCUACUUCUGUGCAGCAGGAACACAGUGCUCUCCAGGCACCUGCAGCCCACACCCAAACCUGCAGCUGAGUCUCCAGCAAAACCCUGCUGUGGGGCUGAGCCUGGCAGAGGUGCAGAGCAGCUUUCAUUUGCAGGAGCAGGUGACUGGUGACACAGUGAAUGUAAGAAUUCGACUCAUUCAGCCACAGACAGACCAAGGAUCCAUUUUAGGUCAGAAAGUGACUCAGGUUCAAUCAACUGCAAGCUCACAGGAGGGAGAAGAAGUCAACCUGGACUGUUCAUAUGAGACAAGUCAGAACUUAUAUCACGUUUUGUGGUACAAGCAGCUUCUUAGUGGGGAGAUGGUUUUCCUUAUUCGCCAAAUUUCUUUUUCUACUCAGAGUGAGAGGAGCGGCCGCUACUCUAUCAUCUUCCAGAAAUCAGCCAAGUCCGUCAGCCUUGUCAUUUCAGCCUCACAGAUAGAAGAUUCUGUGACAUAUUUCUGUGCACUUUGGGAACAGACUCACAGUGCUUGA
Messenger RNA from Cricetulus griseus (Chinese hamster), 855 nucleotides. The record is from RefSeq and is a predicted model, not a curated record. Lineage: Eukaryota; Metazoa; Chordata; Mammalia; Rodentia; Cricetidae.